UUGAUGAGCAAUGAGCAUUCCGAUUCUAUGCAAAGCUGUGGGACAACUCCCUUUUUAGUUCCAGUCCAGCUCUCUUCCCAGACCCCGCCCCGCCCCCAUAACUACCCCACACCCGCUCAGAGACAAGAUGCUGCUUUCGAAACCCCUCAACAUCCCCGCCUGGUUGGAGAAGAACUCCCACCUCCUCCAGCCACCGAUCAACAACUACUGCGUCUACGAUGAACACAUGACGGUGAUGAUCGUUGGCGGACCGAACGCACGCAACGACUACCACAUCAAUGAGACGCCCGAGUGGUUCUACCAAUACAAGGGGUCGAUGCUUCUCAAAGUCGUUGACGACGGCGAGUUUAAGGAUCUGUGGAUCAACGAGGGGGAGAUGUUUUUACUUCCACCGAAUACUCCGCACAACCCGGUCCGCUUCGCAGACACGGUCGGAAUCGUCAUCGAGCAGCCGCGGCCGGAGGGCAGCCUUGACCGCCUACGCUGGUACUGCCAAGGGUGCAAGAAGAUUGUGCACGAGGCGGCGUUCCACUGCACGGAUCUUGGUACGCAGAUCAAAGAUGCGGUCAACGCGUUCAAGGAGGACGAGGAGGUGCGAAUGUGCAAGAAUUGUGGGGAGGUGGCUGCCGCGGCGCCGCCGGCGGAGAAGAAGUAGAUUUUAGAUACUUUGUGGGGUUUCGUCGGUGAUGUCACCGAAGUGCGACGCUGGACUGAACUGAAUGUAACUGCACUGGCAACUGGCAACCCCGCGGUCGCUAAGAUUGGUGGGGGAAUGUUCCCAAUCACGCUAAAAAAAUGAAUGAGCGUCGUGCAUCC
Messenger RNA from Tricharina praecox, 816 nucleotides. Its product is annotated as 3-hydroxyanthranilic acid dioxygenase. The record is from RefSeq and is a predicted model, not a curated record. The coding region runs from base 128 to 655 and encodes 175 amino acids. Gene Ontology annotation, molecular function: 3-hydroxyanthranilate 3,4-dioxygenase activity; iron ion binding. Gene Ontology annotation, biological process: 'de novo' NAD+ biosynthetic process from L-tryptophan; quinolinate metabolic process. The transcript has 3 exons. NCBI's taxonomy places the organism in Eukaryota, Fungi, Ascomycota, Pezizomycetes, Pezizales, Pyronemataceae. Gene Ontology annotation, cellular component: cytoplasm.